Mycosarcoma maydis (corn smut) is the source of this 1131-nucleotide messenger RNA. RefSeq lists its product as uncharacterized. Gene Ontology annotation, cellular component: Golgi apparatus. Bases 1 to 1131 code for a protein of 376 amino acids. The record is from RefSeq and is a predicted model, not a curated record. The transcript has a single exon. NCBI's taxonomy places the organism in Eukaryota, Fungi, Basidiomycota, Ustilaginomycetes, Ustilaginales.
AUGGGCUUACCUAGACAGCCAACCGUCUCGAGCCGACAAAGGUCAUACGCAUAUCCACCACCAGCAAGAGGCAUCAGCAAACUUUGGGCGUGGAUCCCUGACUCAUGGGCAUGUCGUCUCUUUCUGCUCAUCACGCUAGCCGAAGCAUCGAUCAACAUUGCGAUUGAGAGCGUCCUGUUUGCUCGCUACCAAUUUCAUCGCAAGACUCACGCAUCAUUGGAUGACGAAUCCAAGUCGAGAGCGCUUCCGGUGUUCGUCAUUGUCUUUUCGCUAGCGCACAUCUACCAGUUUUUUCUCGCCAUCGAUGCGGUGAUCAACAGGAAUACGAUUCUUGUCAUCGGCGCCAUCAUCUUUAAUGCAUGCUUCCUGGUUUACUCGCUCAUCCAGAUCUCGGAAAUCCGUUCGGUGCUCGGCGAUGGUGUUGCACAGGGCUCUUCACAGACGGUGCCGGUGCAGGUCUUGACGGGCGCCAUCCCGAUCGUGAUCGCGAUUGCCGAGAUUUCGUUUGUGGUUCUAGGAUGGAAGCUAUGGAAGGAGUUUGGCUGGCAGAUCUACAAAAAGAUCGGAGCCGACCGGAGCCUCAAGCGUGGCUACCUACACUACCAAAUUUAUGUGGCGCUGCUCAAGUUUGACUUUUUCAUUUUCAUCGCCUACUGCAUCCAGCUGGUUCUGGUGGUCAAGCAGAUUGGCUCGGCAGAGCGAUGGAUCACGAUCAUUUCCGGACCGUUUUCGCUGCUCAUCCUCGUGUUCGCCUGGUACUCGGUACGCAAGGAGCUCAAGUGGGGCAUGCUCGCGUUCCUGGUGGGACUGACGGGAGCGAUGGUGUACUUUGUGUACAAGCUCUUCCGUAUCUGGCAGCUCAAGGACACGCUGUACAAGGAAGUGUACAAGAGUCUGACCGUGUUCUCGACACUUUCGAUGCUGUUGCUGCUCAUCACGGCGGUCAUGACGAUCCAGUGCAUGCUCAACUUUGAUCGAGGUCUCAAGAACGCCAUGCGACCACGAAAGGAGCGCACCGCCGCGAACGCCGACAACGGCUACAUAGUCGGCUACGAUGGCAAGACACUGACGCCUCUGGGCGAUGGAAGCACGAGCGUGCUCCAUCUGCAGCCGCGUUUGAGCUUGGAUUGA